This is a messenger RNA of Elaeis guineensis (African oil palm), 1724 nucleotides long. The record is from RefSeq and is a predicted model, not a curated record. NCBI's taxonomy places the organism in Eukaryota, Viridiplantae, Streptophyta, Magnoliopsida, Arecales, Arecaceae.
UUCUCAGAGCUAGGGUUCAGCCCCUUGGCAAAACGGUCGGCGCAGAACCAAAGGAAGUAAAAGGUAGAAAAACUGAAAAAAAGGAAAUAAAGGGAGAAAAAAAAAAGAGAAAAUCUCACGAGACAAGAAGAAACAAAUCACAAGUCCAGGCAAGAACGCGGAAAAAAAAAAAAUAAAUCUACCCUAUAAUUUGCUCACGUUUUCUUGCUCUUUUUUCUGCUGCUACAGAAAAUUGUAUCCUUUUCGUUCUCUUCCAGAAAUAGGGGAAGAGAAGGGUCGAUCGGCGCCAUGGAUUUAAAGUUUGAGUCGCAAAAGAGGAAGAAGAAGAAGCGGGAGCUGAGGAUGCUGGGGGACGCUUACACCGUGGAGAUGGCGGUGCCCAAGGAACUCGACGUCGACAAGGACGCUCCCGCCGUCGAGCUCCAGAUCCGGAUCCCCGAUGUCGGAAGAGCAAUCAAGAACUUCUUUAGGAGUAGAGAAGUUGGAGAGUUUGUCAGUGGGGCAUUAGCUGGUGCCAUGACUAAAGCUGUUCUUGCUCCUCUAGAGACUAUACGAACUAGAAUGAUUGUUGGAGUUGGAUCCAAACACAUUGCUGGCAGUUUCAUAGAGAUCAUUGAAGAGCAUGGCUGGCAGGGACUUUGGGCUGGAAACACCAUCAAUAUGCUCCGUAUAAUUCCCACCCAGGCAAUUGAGCUUGCCACAUUUGAGUGUGUCAAAAGGACCGUAACUUCGGCACAAGAGAAGUGGAAAGAAGGAAGUCCAAAGGUGCAUAUUGGUCAUAUCAAUCUAGACCUCUCCUUUCCAUGGAUUUCCCCGGCUGCUUUUGGUGGUGCAGCUGCUGGCAUCGUAAGCACGCUCAUGUGCCAUCCUCUCGAAGUCAUUAAGGAUCGUUUGACUGUGAAUCGAGAUGUCUACCCCAGCAUUAGCCUCGCUUUCAGAAAGACCUACCAGAAUGAUGGGAUUGGUGGUUUCUAUGCUGGCCUUUCACCAACACUAAUUGGCAUGCUUCCCUACAGUACAUGCUACUAUUUGAUGUAUGAGUCCAUGAAGAAAUCUUACUGCCAGGCUAAGAAGAAGAAUUCUUUGAACCGUUCAGAGCUGCUGAUUAUUGGGGCUCUCUCAGGGUUUACCGCAAGCACAAUCAGUUUCCCACUGGAAGUGGCAAGGAAGCGGCUGAUGGUUGGAGCCCUGCAAGGAAGGUGCCCGACUCAUAUGGCAGCAGCCUUGUCCGAGGUCAUUCGUCAGGAGGGUCUGUUGGGUCUCUACAGAGGGUGGGGUGCUAGCUGUCUGAAGGUCAUGCCUUCUUCGGGCAUAACGUGGAUGUUCUAUGAAGCAUGGAAGGAUAUUCUGCUGGUGGACAGACCUUUGCUGUAACAUAUAACAGAACAUCUUCUCCAUUGCUUCCUCGUUCUUGACUCCGUCGACAGGACCUUGUAGCGGGGGAUGCUAAUUUUCUCUAAUUCCAUGCAUACUUAGAUUCACAUUGGAGAGGAAGGCUGGGGUCUCCCUAAUGGGAUGGAAAAUGUUCAUGAUAAAAAGGAUUGACUGGUGCUGAUGGGAAAUCUGUAUCACAACUGAUUAUUUUGACGAUGCCAAAAACCGAGAGAAGUGUAAAGGUAUUGGAAAAUUGAGUCAUUAAGUUCAUUGAUGUUACUGAUACAUAGUUUACACCAGUGAGUGAAAUCAUGCUUAUGGCAGCGGUAGGCCAUGAACUUCAUGCUCAA